ACUUGGGUAGGUACUGCCAAUUUAACUGUAUCAUUAAAUUCAACUGAUAUUUUCAGUUGAGAAAGUUUAUGUUGAGAAAUAGUGGCAUCCACUGGUAGAAACUAGUAUAGCAUUAUAGCUAAGAACUGGAGAUAUAUAGUAAUUAUUUAUACCUAUGGCAUCCAUAACAUACCAGAAUUUGAUUGAUUUGUCUCUAAUAUGAAUCUAAUCAAAAGAAUGUACUAACUGAAUUAAUGCAUUUUUCUUUUUUGCUAUCUCUUAGAGGGGAAAAUGAAAACCAUCUUUCUCUUAUUGUCUUUAAUUGCUGGAGUCCUCACUGACAAUCCUUACCCACAUACUUCUAACCAUCCUAACAAGUAUAACUGUGACAAUUACCAGUAUGAGCCUAAUCAAAGAGAUGCCCAGAUGCCAAUCCAUGUACUAGUCAACAGUAAUUCUGAUUUUGCUUUCAAGUUCUUCAGGAAGGUCUUUUAUAGUGGAAGCCAGCAAGGUGGCCCAGGCAAGAACAAUAUUGUCUUAUCUCCCAUAAUCAUCUCCUCUGCCUUUGCAAUGCUGGCAUUGGGUGCAAAGGACAACACUUUAGAUCAGAUCUUGAAAGGACUUGAUUUUAGGCCAUCAAAGAUCCAGGAGAGGAUGAUACAUGAAGGCUUCCAUGAACUCAUGAACAUGUUAAAUAAUGGAGAAGCUGGAUACCAGAUGGAAAUGGGGAAAUGUCUUUUUGUGCAAAACCAGCUGCAUCCUGAACAGCAAUUCUUAAAUGGCCUCAAAAACAUGUAUGGAGGAGACAUCUAUUUUGAAAAUUUUAAGAACGCUGCAGAAACUGAGCAGCACAUCAACAGUUACAUUGAAAGGAAAACCCAUGGGAAGAUUUCUAAGCUUGUCAAUGGAAUCGAUCCCAUUACUGAAAUUCUGCUGAUUAGCUACAUUUAUAUGAAAGCUAAAUGGAAGAAGCCUUUUAAUCCAAAGUUCACAAAAGAGCACAACUUCUAUGUGAAUCCUUACGUGGUCGUGAAAGUGCCAAUGAUGUUCCAGAUGGGCAUGUUUGAAAUUGGACGUGAUGAUGAGAGGUUCUGUAGUAUUUUGAAAAUACCCUACGAAGGUCACACUGCUGCGUAUUUUAUCCUGCCUGACAAAGGGCAGCUCGAGAGGGUGGCCAGCAGCUUGUCAUGUGGAGUUUUACAGACAUGGAAGAGCAUGCUUUCAAAAAGCUCUGUAAAUGUGUAUAUACCAAAAUGCUUGGUAAGUGGAGAGAUGAAGCUGAAAGAUAUAAUGUACUCCAUGGGUGUGACUGAUGUAUUCACUGACAAAGCAGAUCUGUCUGGAAUCACAGGUCAGCCCCAGCACAGGCUCUCAGAGGCCAUUCAUAAGGCUGUGAUAAUGAUUGAUGAGAGAGGAACAGAAGCUUCAGCUGCCACUUCCAUGGACCUGGUGCCCAUGUCUAUACCUACUAUCAUGAGAUAUAAUAGGCCGUUCAUUCUUAUAAUUCAAGAACAAAAGACUCAAAGUAUACUAUUCAUGGCAAACAUUUUAAAUCCUACUGAGAAAUAGGCCAAAAUGC
This is a messenger RNA of Candoia aspera, 1558 nucleotides long. Its product is annotated as serpin A12-like. Gene Ontology annotation, biological process: negative regulation of endopeptidase activity. The record is from RefSeq and is a predicted model, not a curated record. Gene Ontology annotation, molecular function: serine-type endopeptidase inhibitor activity. NCBI's taxonomy places the organism in Eukaryota, Metazoa, Chordata, Lepidosauria, Squamata, Candoiidae. Bases 271 to 1548 code for a protein of 425 amino acids. The transcript is spliced from 4 exons.